GAAAACAGAAAACAACAAACCAUCCCGAAACGAAACAAAGCGCUCAGCCGCUCACGAAGAGCGAGAGGCGAGCGCGCAGCCCGGCGACCCGUGGCGGAAGGCAAAAACCCCGCGCCGCAUUGCGCCGGAACCCUCCGAUUCGGCCCGGGCCGAGCUCGUAUCCGCGCAAUCUCGACGCCGGCGGGCUCGAUCUGAGCCGGGGCCGCCGCGCGCCGGCAGAGGAAUGGGGAGCGUGGACGGCGGGGUCCAGGGGAUCCACGAAGCUAAUCGGCGUGCGCAGUUGAUUGAAUGGAUGAAUGCCUUACUCCCGGAAUUCAGUUUGCCUCCGGAUUCAUCGGAUGAAGAGCUACGAGAGCUGCUCAGUGACGGUGUGGUCCUGUGCCGUGUUGUGAACACACUCAUCCCGGGGGUUCUCGAGGGAUCCUGGGAGGGUUACGCACCGUCAGAUCAGAGGUUAGGCAAUGUGAAGAAAUUCCUCUCUGUGGUUGCGGAUAUGGGGCUGCCAGGUUUCAGUGUGAAAGAUCUUGAUGAGGGAUUAAUGUCUUCUGUAGUGGAGUGUCUCUUGGUUUUGAGGGACAGUGUGGAUCCUAAAUUAGGUGGUAAUAUUCCACCAGAUGUUACCAGAACUCCAUCGAGAAAACAAUGGGGAGUUUUGGAAAUGGACAAGCCUCAAGUUCCUGGUGCAGCACUAGAGAAAAGAUCCCCUGUAGAGGACAAGAGAAACGGUGUUGCAGAUCUCAAAGCCCAUCAGAAAACUCCUGUCUUUUCUGGACAAAAGUUUCGUGAAGUUUUCCAAUUAAAACGCGGAUCAUACUCCGAUCUUCCUGCUGCCAAGAUUUCAGAGAUGAUGCACUCUAAUAGCUUAGAUAAUGCAUCCACACAGUCACUUAUUAGUGUUGUUAAUGGCAUUUUGGAUGAAAGCAUAGAAAGGAAAAAGGGAGAAAUACCACAUCGUGUAGUUUACUUACUGAGGAAAGUCGUUCAAGAGAUUGAGCGCCGUCUUUGUAUUCAAGCAGAACACAUAAGAAGUCAAAAUGUUAUCAUCAAGACAAGAGAACAGAAGUAUUGUUCAAAAAUUAAAGCACUUGAAAUAUUGGUAAAUGGCACAAAUGAAGAAAACCAGAUGGCAAUAAACAGACUUCAGAUAGUCAAGAAUGAGAAGUCAAAAAUCGAAGAGAGAAGAAAACUCAGUGAGCAAGAUGUUCAUCGAUUAAUGAAAGAGAAAGAACAUUCUGAAAAUAUUAUAGCAAACUUAAAGAAAGAUAUGGAAGCCAUGAAUAGGUUGCAUGAGCAGCAACUUGAACAAACGGAAAGAAAGGCAAAGGAAAUGGAGGAACAACUGACCACCAAAGUUAAAGAAGUAGAGUAUCUCUUGCUACAAUCAAAUAAGAAAGUUGAAGAAGUUGAGACUGCCUCCAGGAUAAAAUCACAGUUAUGGGAUAAGAAAGAAAACAAUUUUCAGAGCUACACGGAUAAUCAACAAUUAAUUAUCAAGGACAUAAGAAUAUUGUCGCAAUCAUAUAAAAACGAUAUGUAUGCACUUCAAAUGCAGUGGAGAAAUGAGAUAUCUAAUUUAGGAUCUGGGUUAAAAUGUUUGGUUGAUGCUGCUGAAAAUUAUCAUAAAGUCCUGGCGGAGAACCAAAAGUUAUUUAAUGAAGUGCAAGAACUAAAAGGUAAUAUAAGAGUAUAUUGUCGUGUUAGGCCAUUUCUUUCCGGUCAAGACAAAAAGUCUACCACAAUUGACUACAUGGGGGAAAAUGGUGAGCUGCUUAUAUCAAAUCCAUUUAAGCAAGGGAAGGACGGACAUAGAAUGUUCAAGUUUAAUAAAGUGUUCAGUCCAUUUGCUUCUCAAGCUGAGGUUUUUUCUGACAUACAACCACUAAUCCGAUCAGUUCUGGAUGGAUUCAACGUUUGUAUUUUCGCAUAUGGCCAGACUGGUUCUGGCAAAACUUACACAAUGAGUGGGCCUAGCACAUCAAAGCAAGAUUGGGGUGUCAAUUAUCGAGCUUUAAAUGAUUUGUUUGAUAUUUCACUAAGUAGGAGAAAUGCCUUCUCUUAUGAAGUUGGGGUACAAAUGGUUGAGAUAUAUAAUGAACAAGUCCGUGAUCUGCUAUCAAAUGAUAUUGCACAGAGAAGACUUGGGAUUUGGAGCACUUCUCAACCCAAUGGGCUUGUUGUUCCAGACGCAAGCUUGCACUCAGUUAAGUCAACAUCUGAUGUAUUAGACUUGAUGGAAAUUGGGCAAGCAAAUAGAGCAGUUGGUUCAACAGCCCUAAAUGAAAGAAGUAGUCGGUCGCACAGUAUCCUAACUGUACAUGUUCGAGGGUUGGAUUUGAAGAAUGGAUCCACCUCUAGGGGUUGUCUGCAUCUUAUUGAUCUUGCUGGUAGUGAAAGGGUUGAGAAGUCUGAAGCAACCGGGGAUAGAUUAAAAGAAGCUCAAUACAUUAACAAAUCACUCUCUGCAUUAGGUGAUGUGAUUUUUGCUUUGUCACAGAAAAGUGCCCAUGUGCCUUAUAGAAACAGCAAGCUAACACAAGUUCUUCAAAGUUCUUUAGGUGGACAAGCAAAAACUCUAAUGUUUGUUCAAAUAAAUCCUGAUGUUGAGUCAUAUUCAGAAACUAUAAGCACUUUAAAGUUUGCUGAAAGGGUAUCUGGAGUAGAGUUAGGUGCUGCGAGAAGUAACAAGGAGGGAAAGGAUAUAAAAGAGCUAUUGGAACAGGUUGCGUCUUUGAAAGACACAAUUUCACGCAAAGAUAUGGAAAUAGAGCAGCUCCAAGUCACCAAAGACAAAGUUAAAUCUCCAAAUUUAUCAUCAGGCGAACGAAUGCUUAAGUCUAGUGACAGAGUUCUAUCAGAUCCUCUGAGUUAUGGUGAGAUGAAUGGAGAUUCUAACCAUAAUUUGACGGGUACUGCACCAGUGAGCUUAGAUGAACCAGAAUAUGAGGACAAUGCAUCCGAUGAUGGUUUAUCAGGUGAAACCGACAAUUUGAAUUCAGCUGCUGAGAUGACAGUGGAACGGCUGCAUAGGUUUCCGUCAAGAAUAAGCAGAUUCACUCUCACAAAAAAUGGGCAGGCAUCUAUGUCUAGAUCAAAAUCAAAGGACGCUAAGACUCCAAGUAAUACAAAAGCUCCAUCGAGCCAGCUGACAGGAGGUUCUUCAGUCAAGGGAUCUAAAAGAUGGCAAUAGUAAAGCAUGGUCAUGUUGCUCGUUGUGAUGUGCUUGUAGUUGAAAUGUGAAUUUGCUGGGUAGUUGUAGGACCAUUCUAUGAUUGUCUUAGAAAAUGUGAGACAUUCCGCUGACAGAAGACUUGAGACUUUCGUUUGAUCAUUUGCCGAGCAAAACCAAACAAUGCUCGAUUGUAUGUGAAACAUUCUGACCUGUGACCAUUUGAAGAGGUUGGUGUGCCUCCAGAGUUGUAUAUAUGCCACCAAAUUGUUGCCUGAAAAUUUCCAGUUUGAUGCAUCCUGAAA
Molecule: messenger RNA, 3471 nt
Organism: Sorghum bicolor (sorghum)
Lineage: Eukaryota; Viridiplantae; Streptophyta; Magnoliopsida; Poales; Poaceae
Product: kinesin-like protein KIN-14K
Exons: 21
Coding region: 224-3187 (987 amino acids)
Biological process (GO): microtubule-based movement
Molecular function (GO): microtubule binding; microtubule motor activity; ATP binding
Source: RefSeq, a predicted model, not a curated record